CCGAACUCUUUGGUAAUGCCGAACUCCUCCGAACUCUUUGGUAAUGCCGAACUCAUACUCUUCCUUGGGCUUUGGGCUGAUGGGCCGUCACUGCUGUUGGGCUUGUUUAGUUCGUACCCCAUCACUGAGAAUAAUUCUUCACUCAAUCUACAAGAUUGGAUUUGGGGCUGAGAUGAAACGUUAAGCCUGAUCUACCAUCUGUUUGCAAUAGCCUUUGAUUUGCAAAUAUAACUGUGACUGAGAUUAAUUAAUUUACUAUGCAAAAUCAAUUAAUUUUAAUGGGAUGGCGGAUUGUGCUGGGUAGAAAGAAGGAACUUGGACAAAGUGAGGAGGAAGGGAAAAUGGUGGAAAAGAGAGGGGGGAUUUAUUAGGAGAGGCGACCAUGAGAGAGAAAUACAUGGGGCGCUCACAUGUCGCCCACCUUAUAAUGUCGCUCAGCAGAACAAAGAGCGUAUAUGAUGCUUAUUAAUAUCAACGCUCACAAAUUCAUAAAUAAAAAUUAGACAACAUGAAAAGGAAGCAUCUCGGCCGUUAAAACAAAUAGGAAUAAAAUCAACGGCUCAGAUUGAUCAAUUCACGAAGCUUUGCUUAAUUCAAAGAGACCCGCAUCGCGUCUUGAUGCGAGCUCUAUCUCGUCGACCCCAUCGAGACACUCCGAGACGAGAUAGAGCCUGCAUCGAGACAGCGAUGCGGGCUCCCGUUUCGUCCCCAGCCCGUCCCUUGUCUCGCCGUGGAGAGGAAUCUCGCGCACCAGCUCGCCAAGCGCGUUGGCCACAUGACGAACUCUGGUUCGUCCGUGACGCCCACUCGCCAGCCCGCGAGGGGGCGUCGUUUAUAUCCGUUUUAAAUGUUUUUUUGUUUGUUUUUUUAAAAAAAUUCAGGAAAAAUUCAAAAUUUAAAAAAAAUUCCAAAAAAUAUACUAGCCGUUUAUAGCUAUUUUUUUCAAAUUUUUAAUUUUUUUUUGCAUUUUUUAAGCCCUCAAUUACUUCUAUAAAUAUCUAAUGGAGCACAUUUGGGCAAAUUUUGGCAACCGUUAGACGCACAUGAUCUUUAUUAGACAACUCUUUCUGCUUCUUUGAGUUUUGAGAUUUUGAAUUUAGAGAGAGUGAGUGAAUUUUUUUUUAUUUUUUUUAGGAUUUUAAUUAUGUGUUUUUUUAUUUUUUUAGAAUUUUAAAUUGUAAUUUUAUUUUAUUUAAUGAAGUGCGUUUUUAUUAAUUGAAUUUGUUAGAAAUAAAAUAAAAAAUGAGAUUGAAUGAAUAGUUAAUGAAUGAGAUGAUUAAGAGAUGAAGAGAUACAUGUGUUGUCUUAGAGAUGUGGUGAAAAGUACGGUGUACCCAUGAAUAAUUAAGAGAUGGGACGGUUCAGAGACGAUGACACGGAUGGCCUAGGCGUAAGGCAAAGUAAAUGAGUCAUCGAAAAAAUAACUUGGAAAUUUCGAUUUCAAACACUUCUGCAAAGCGUCGUGCUUAUAUAUUAGUCCGCACUUUUGAGUCUUCAAUCAAGGAAAAUAUCUGUUUUUUUCUUGAAUAGCAAAAUGGAGAGUAAUGGUGUUACUGAGGUUACAAAUGAGAAUGGUGGUUAUGAUCUUACUUCGAUUCUGUUCUCUGCAGAAAGGGACUACCUUGUCCGCAACAAUGGUGAUCAGGUGAAACCCGAUGUCCUUAAGGGGAAGAUAGUCGGGUUGUAUUUCUCUGCUUCAUGGUGCGGUCCGUGCCAGCGCUUCACUCCAGUCUUGGUGGAAGUCUACAAUGAACUCCAAAAACACCACAACUUCGAGAUUGUGUUUGUCUCGGGAGAUGGAGACAAGGAGGCUUAUGAUGCGUAUUUCUCCAAGAUGCCCUGGCUUGCAAUCCCAUUUUCUGAUUCUGAGGCACGUGAGAAACUGGACGCAUUGUUCACUGUGAGUGGAAUACCCCACCUCGUGAUCCUGGACAAGGACGGAAAGGUACUGACAAACGAAGGAGUGGAAGUCAUCCAAGAAUAUGAGGAUGAAGCGUACCCUUUUUCUCCCGAGCAUAUUGGAAAACUGAGGGAGCAAGAAGCAGCAGCAAAGGCGAACCAGUCGCUGAAAACCUUACUUGUGUCUAAGUCGAGAGACUAUCUGAUAUCAGCUAACGGGAAGGAGGUACCCGUCGCUGAACUUGAAGGUAAGACUAUCGGCUUAUAUUUCCUUCUGGCGACAUACAAUGGUUGCCUCGCUUUCAAUCCAAAGCUCAUUGAAGCAUACAAGAGUUUGAGAGAAGAGGGAGAGAAUUUUGAAAUAGUGAUGAUACCUCUCGAUGAUGAUGAGCCGUCGUUUCAAGAAGAGUUCGCUUCCCUCCCAUGGUAUUCCUUGCCCGUCAAGGAUAAAUGCUGUUCCAAACUAGUGAGGUAUUUCAAGCUCAACAGCCUCCCUACGGUGGUUGUGAUCGGGCAGGAUGGGAAAACACUUCACCCGAACGUCGCUGAAGCCAUUGAGGAGCACGGCAUGAAGGCAUAUCCCUUCACACCUGAGAAAUUUGCAGAGCUUGAAGAGUUAGAAAAGGCGAAGCGCGAUGCACAAACACUUCAAUCCAUUUUGGUGUCUGAGGAUUGCGAUUUCGUGCUCGGGAAAGACGGCAUCAAGGUACCGGUGUCGGAUCUCGUUGGGAAAAACGUGCUGCUCUACUUUUCGGCACACUGGUGCCCGCCUUGCCGCGCGUUCCUUCCGAUGCUCAUCCAAGCGUAUAAGGAAAUCAAGGCAAAAGUAGAGGCCUUCGAAGUGAUAUUCAUCUCAAGCGACCGGGAUCAAGCCUCGUUCGACGAGUUCUUCUCGAAGAUGCCAUGGCUCGCUCUCCCGUUCGGGGACAAACGGAAGCAAGCUCUAAGUAGCUUGUUCAAGGUACGAGGGAUCCCGAUGGUAGUCGCGAUCGGGCCAACCGGGAAAACUGUCACGACCGAUGCCCGAGAGCAGAUCAUGAGCCACGGUUCCGGAGCGUAUCCCUUCACGGUGGAACGGAUCAAGGAGAUUGAGGCCACGUACGAUAAGAUGGCGGAAGGGUGGCCGGAGAAGGUCGAGCACGAGUCUCAUCACCAUGAGCUCGUUCUCACCAAGCGCCAGUUCUUCAACUGCGAUGGUUGCAGCGAGGAGGGGCGCAUAUGGUCGUACUAUUGCGACGAGUGCGACUUUGAUCUCCACCCGAAGUGCGCCUUGGGCAGCGAGGGAGGCGGAGGCGAAGGAGGAGCAAAGGAAGAAGAUAAGGCCAAUGCUCAAGGGUGGAUCUGUGAUGGUGAUAAGUGUUACAAAGAAUGAAAAAUGGAGGAAAACAAGGUGUGAAUGUUGCUGUGCCUACACUCUUGAAAGUAAAAUUCACAUUGAAAAUGAUUGAAACUUUCUGUAGUAUACUAUGUUGUGUGGAUUUUAUUUAGUACUAUUGCAUUAGGUGACUGAAAAUUGUAUCCUUGAGCAGUUAUGUGUUUGCAUACAUGUAUACAGAUUAUCAUUCAUGUGUGUGCAUGAUUUUGAAUAUUUUUACUA
Molecule: messenger RNA, 3496 nt
Organism: Salvia splendens (bonfire salvia)
Lineage: Eukaryota; Viridiplantae; Streptophyta; Magnoliopsida; Lamiales; Lamiaceae
Product: DC1 domain-containing protein
Exons: 4
Coding region: 1535-3271 (578 amino acids)
Molecular function (GO): thioredoxin-disulfide reductase (NADPH) activity
Source: RefSeq, a predicted model, not a curated record